Molecule: messenger RNA, 2132 nt
Organism: Hibiscus syriacus
Lineage: Eukaryota; Viridiplantae; Streptophyta; Magnoliopsida; Malvales; Malvaceae
Product: 3-hydroxy-3-methylglutaryl-coenzyme A reductase 1-like
Exons: 4
Coding region: 138-1925 (595 amino acids)
Biological process (GO): isoprenoid biosynthetic process; coenzyme A metabolic process; sterol biosynthetic process
Cellular component (GO): endoplasmic reticulum membrane; peroxisomal membrane
Molecular function (GO): protein binding; hydroxymethylglutaryl-CoA reductase (NADPH) activity
Source: RefSeq, a predicted model, not a curated record
ACUCUGCCUUCUCAAACUCGAACCCAUCUCAUAAACCUUUGAAAGAAACUAACUGAAAAUCGACUCUCGUUUGCUUCGGUUUUCUCCUACGCUUCUUCACCGCCGGAAUUCUGCUUCCUCCGCCGUAAACACCCAAAAUGGAGGCUUCCCGGCUAUCUUCAACUAAACCCGUUCAAGCUCUGAAGCCGACGAAGACUGUUUCUUUAGAUGAAGAUGUCACUAAAGCCUCCGAUGCAUUGCCGCUUCCUUUGCACCUGACGAAUGCUGCUUUCUUUACCCUUUUCUUCUCGGUGGUUUACUUUCUUCUUUCCAGUUGGCGUGAAAAGAUCCGUACCUCCACGCCUCUCCACGUCGUCACCUUCUCCGAGAUCGUCGCGAUUAUCGCCUUUGUCGCAUCGUUCAUUUACCUUUUGGGGUUCUUCGGGAUUGACUUUGUUCAGUCUUUGGUUUUCCGACCGACCCCCGACGUUUGGAUUUCCGAGGACGAGGAGGAGGAAAAUGAAGUUCUGCUUCGUAAAGAAGAUGCCCGUAAAGUCCCUUGUGCACAAGCUCUCGAUUGCUCGCUGCCUUCUCUGCCUCCUCAGGCACCCAUCGUCACUGCCCAGAAAGUGUUCGAUGAAAAGCCUGUGACAGUUUUAACGGAGGAAGAUGAGGAGAUAAUUAAAUCCGUAGUGGCGGGAACAACCCCUUCUUAUUCGUUGGAAUCGAAACUAGGUGAUUGCAAGAGAGCGGCUGCAAUCAGGCGUGAGGCGUUGCAGAGAUUAACUGGGAAGUCGUUGUCUGGAUUGCCCUUGGAGGGGUUUGAUUACGAGUCGAUUUUAGGGCAGUGUUGUGAGAUGCCGGUUGGAUACGUGCAGAUUCCCGUUGGAAUUGCUGGGCCUCUGUUGCUUAAUGGAAGAGAGUUCUCGGUUCCCAUGGCAACCACUGAAGGAUGCUUGGUGGCCAGCACUAAUAGGGGUUUCAAGGCUAUUCAUUUGUCUGGUGGAGCUACUUGUGUUCUGUUGAAAGAUGGAAUGACUAGAGCUCCUGUCGUGAGGUUCGGUACGGCGAAAAGGGCAGCUGAUUUGAAGUUCUAUUUGGAGGAUCCCGAUAGCUUCGAGACCUUAUCUGUUGUUUUCAACAGAUCAAGUAGAUUUGGUAGGCUUCAAAGUAUCAAAUGUGCAAUUGCAGGGAAGAAUCUGUAUAUGAGGUUCACUUGCAGUACCGGUGAUGCAAUGGGGAUGAACAUGGUUUCCAAGGGAGUCCAAAACGUUUUGGAUUUCCUUCAAACCGAUUUCCCUGACAUGGAUGUCCUUGGCAUCUCCGGAAACUUUUGUUCCGACAAAAAACCGUCUGCAGUAAAUUGGAUCGAAGGACGAGGCAAAUCUGUUGUCUGCGAAGCCAUCAUUCCAGGCGAUGUGGUGAGGAAGGUCUUGAAGACAAGUGUGGAAUCUCUCGUGGAGCUUAACAUGCUUAAGAACCUUACUGGCUCAGCCAUGGCUGGAGCUCUGGGUGGAUUCAACGCUCAUGCUAGUAACAUUGUGUCUGCAGUCUUCAUAGCUACUGGUCAAGAUCCGGCUCAAAACGUCGAGAGCUCUCAUUGCAUCACCAUGAUGGAAGCUGUUAACGACGGCAAGGACCUUCACGUCUCUGUCACAAUGCCUUCUAUCGAGGUAAUCAAUCGUGUCACUGUCCGAUUAUUGAAACACAAGAUGUUAGUGCCUAAUUAUCUGUAUUCCUCCAUGAUUCAUCCUUUAGGUUGGCACUGUUGGUGGUGGAACUCAACUUGCAUCUCAGUCAGCAUGUUUGAAUUUACUCGGAGUGAAAGGUGCAAGCAAAGAGACGCCCGGAGCAAACUCGAGGACACUGGCAACCAUAGUAGCCGGUGCGGUCCUUGCUGGGGAGUUGUCGCUCAUGUCUGCAAUUUCUGCUGGGCAACUAGUUAAUAGCCAUAUGAAGUACAACAGGUCAAGCAAGGAUGUUUCCAAGGCUUCUUCCUAGAGAGGAAAAAAGUUUCAAAAACCCCAUGGUAGAAAUGUACCGAGGAAACAAAUCUCUUUGUAAUAAGCUGGAAGGAGAAAUCGUCCCUUUGUAAUUCUUCUUUUAUUUAUUUUGUAUUUUCUUUCUUUUAUAUUAUAUAAUCUAAGACAAAA